Pseudocercospora fijiensis CIRAD86 is the source of this 1137-nucleotide messenger RNA. RefSeq lists its product as uncharacterized. The transcript has 5 exons. NCBI's taxonomy places the organism in Eukaryota, Fungi, Ascomycota, Dothideomycetes, Mycosphaerellales, Mycosphaerellaceae. The record is from RefSeq and is a predicted model, not a curated record. The coding region runs from base 1 to 1137 and encodes 378 amino acids.
AUGCAACGACGGCGUUCCAUUUCUUCGAAGAACAGCGUGGAGAAAUUAUGUAUCGCACCUGCCGACUGCUCCCACGCCGUUGCGACAAUGACGUUCAGGUCAGGCAAGCACGACCGCUCCAAUUCUCGCAAGAAUGUGCACCACGAAAGCUCGCCAUCAACGAUGGUCAUGGCCGACACAGACAGUCUCGCACGACUGAUGCAGUCGCUUCCGCAAGAAAUCUUCGACAAGAUCUACCGACAAGUGUUCGACUUGCCUCGUUGGACCGGUCUGAAGGAAGCGGCUGAAAUCCCCUUCACUCUAUUGCACGUCGACUAUUCGAGCCGCGAGGAAGUGGCCGCGGCUUUCUACAGUACUGCAUCUAUCAUCCAUUAUCUCGGCACGCAUAAAUCCUAUCUCGACUUCAUACCUCGUCACCACCGAUUCCUGGUUCCCGAGGUGUUUUGCGCUUACAACCACUUCAAUUGCACCAAGUAUGAUAUAGACCAUCGGAGCAUGAGCCCUGCUUAUAUGCCGCACGGAGCGAUUAUGAGUUCGUGGCUGCCUUCCAUCAUUCCAUGCCCUCCAAGCAUAGCUGACGGAUUUGCGCAGUUGAAAUGCUAUUAUGCGGACUCGAAGACUUGCAAUUUGGUUGAGGGAGCGACAGCGGCUGGCGGCUUUGUUGGAGCAGGAAAGCGACUUGGAUUGAUGGCUACUCUCGAUGACUCCGGUCGAUGCGCUCAGUCAAGAGACUGGGGCCGUGGAAUUGAAGCGACUGAAUGGGAUCUCUCACUGCACUGCACUGCACUGCUAGUCAGGACACCUUUCUCACCUCACGGCACAUCAAGCGAGAUUGGACGAGUCGUGGAGUCAGGCAGGGUCGCAAAGCUUGACUACUGGAUUAGUACUGCAGUACUGCUUCGCAAUCGAUAUCUGGAAGAGUCAAUCAUCCGGCCAAAAGCUCAGAUCAAGGGGCGCCAGAUGUCACCAGAAAGGCAAUGUUAUGGGUAUGCCCUUGGUCAGACUACGGGUGCAAGUCAGAACUCAGGAGCUGUGUUACUCACUUUAAUUGUGGUCCUGUACAAAGUCUUUCACAUGUCACUGUUGCAGAAUUUGUGCUUCUCUCGCGUUUCCACCACCUCUUCGCAACUAACAUAA